AUGUUUAAGAGUGAAUUAUUGUUGGACCGGGCAGCUGCUGCCAAACAACAGAGAAGCCGGAACCGAGAGGCGGAGAGACAGGAGCGGAUAUUUAACGACAAACACAGGACUAUUGGGAUUGAUAAGGAAGCCCUUGACAUGCAGGUGAAGGAAAAGAAGAAACAAGAAGAGGUAGAAAAAAAGGAGCAGAAGGCGCAUGAUGCAGAAGCGCUCCAUCACAGCAGAGUUGCCUACCUUCUCCAAAACAGACAACACAAGCAGAAACGCUCGAUGGAAAAGGACACGGUCAGCUACCGCCAGCAGUACCAGCAGCCCUGGUGUCGGCGGGAGUACGACCUGAACGACCCAGAACGCUGCAAGAAAACAAGCCCAGCAGACGCCCAGAUGAUGCCCCCUGGCCUGGUGGGCGAAGACCCGCACUGUAAGGACCGGGUGCAGAGACAGAGGGUGCAGCUACGAGGGUGGCUCAUCCAACAGCAGAACGAGCAGGCGACAGAGAGGCAGCGACAGAGGCUGGAGGAGCAGCAGUAUAACCAGUACAGACUGGACAUGGACAACCACGCUGUACAGCUUCAGAGCAUUGAGAUGGAGAGGAGAAAAGCAGCAGCGGUAGCAACUAAAGACUACAAUCUGGCUAUGAUUCAAGAAAAACAUCGCCAAGAAUCGGAGCAUCGCAAUGAUGAAAGUGACACAGAUUCAGGUGACAAACCCGCCCAGAGCAUGAUGGGAGCGCCCGGCCUUUGCCCCAGCAGCGACAGGAGACCCCCACCUGAGACCCCGCAACAGAUCGCAGAGUUCCAUAAACGUCAAAUGGAGGAGAAAAAGAGGACAGCUGUGAAUAAGAAUAACGAAGAGGAGAGGUACGAUCGCGUCCGCAUACACUCGGCUCGUACGGCUCUGCUUAUCGAGAGGCAGCAGGCGAAGCUAAACAAGCAGCUGCAGAGGCAACUGGACAGCACCAACCUCAAACUGGCAGAAACACAUAAACAACUGACACCGGACAUUGCGAGGGGUCGCAUUGAUGAAAGCUUCUUCUCCAAGUUCAACACCAGCAGCCGAUGA
Molecule: messenger RNA, 1062 nt
Organism: Sphaeramia orbicularis (orbiculate cardinalfish)
Lineage: Eukaryota; Metazoa; Chordata; Actinopteri; Kurtiformes; Apogonidae
Gene: ribc2
Product: RIB43A domain with coiled-coils 2
Exons: 7
Coding region: 1-1062 (353 amino acids)
Source: RefSeq, a predicted model, not a curated record